Molecule: messenger RNA, 1092 nt
Organism: Clonostachys byssicola
Lineage: Eukaryota; Fungi; Ascomycota; Sordariomycetes; Hypocreales; Bionectriaceae
Source: the annotation of a GenBank genome assembly
AUGGCCACUCAACGCAUUGUAUCUUUCCCCGACGUCGCUACGAGCGGACCUCGUAGCUCUGCCAGCCUUCCCAAGCAAUUGGUAGACCAAAUGCAGGGCAUCUUUGGCAAACAUCCCGGUUUCCGUACAACGCACGCCAAGGGCUUGCUCGUUGAGGGACGUUUCACUCCCACUGAGGAGGCCAAGACCCUCUCCAUUGCUGCUCACUUUAACCGCGCCUGCACUCCGGUAGUCGCUCGCUUUUCUGUUGGCGGUGGCUUGCCAUUGGUAGCUGACGUCGACGAUGGUGCUACCCCCAAAGGCGUUGCUGUCCGUUUCCAAAUUGAUGACAACACACACACGGAUCUCAUCAGCCAUUCGUUCAAUGGCUUUGCUGCCAACACCGGGGAAGGCUUCCUUGCCUUCCUCAAGGUCUUUGGCAACGUCGGUGUGACCGGCCGUGAGCUGAAUGAGGCGGCACAGCGAGGCGGCGACACAGCCAAGGAGCAGGCGGCCUUUGGCAAGGCCCAAGUUGACUUUGGUGCAUUCCUCGGCCAGAACGAGGCAGCUGCCAGAUUCAUCAACAGUCCCAAGCCCAACCCUCACAACUACGGCACCAUCACCUACUACGAGCCCAACACACACGUCCUCACCAACAAGGAUGGAAAGGUCACUAAUGUGCGCUACCGCCUCAUUCCUACUGACGGCGAGCACUUGUAUCCCAACAACACAGCUGCCGACAAGGCAGAACUCAGCAAGCUCGGCCGUGACUAUCUUGAAGAUGACCUCAAGCAGCGGUUCCCUGGCAAGCCUAUCAGUUUCAUUAUCCAAGCUCAUAUUGCUAAUCCUGAUGACGUCUUGUAUGACGCUACUAUUCCUUACAAGAGCACGACAUUCGUGCCUAUCGGUCUGUUGGAGAUUAACAAGGUCUCAGACAGCAAUGCGGCCCGCCAACAGCUCAUUGCCUUCAGCCCCAACCCAGGAAAGGGCGGCGUCACAGGCAUUGCACCUUCGGCUGACCCAUUGAUCCAAACACGAGAGGGUGUAUACAAGAUUAGCGCCGGUCAACGAAGGAAUGAGGUGCAGGAGAGGCCUGUUGCGCACAAGCUAUAA